Molecule: messenger RNA, 2485 nt
Organism: Formica exsecta
Lineage: Eukaryota; Metazoa; Arthropoda; Insecta; Hymenoptera; Formicidae
Gene: BBS1
Product: Bardet-Biedl syndrome 1 protein homolog
Exons: 7
Coding region: 544-2298 (584 amino acids)
Biological process (GO): protein localization to cilium; non-motile cilium assembly
Cellular component (GO): centrosome; axoneme; BBSome
Molecular function (GO): patched binding; smoothened binding
Source: RefSeq, a predicted model, not a curated record
GCGCUCAUACGUGCGUUCAAAAAUCUAUUCAGAAUUAUGUUUAAUUGACCAAUCAAAAAGAGUAAAAAUUUCUUAUUUUAGACACUUUGAUGAGUUGAUUUUUGAACGCAACUUUAGAGAAACAGUAUAUAUAAAUACGAAAUUGUGCCGGGUACUGGGUAUAUAGAUUGCUAUGGAAACAGAUAUACAAAACAUGUGGCAUUCUGUGAUUAUAAUUUCCAAUAUUUGUAUCACAUACACAUCUUAUAUAUGUACAUCUGCUUUUGUCUGCUUUUGGCCAGGGGACGUGAUAAAAUGUCAAUUUAAUAAAUUAUGAAAUUGCCAAUUAUUUAAGAAUUAGGGCAAAGCAUGUGUGAAAACAUGUAAAGAUGAAAGGUCUAUUUUAAUCAAUUCUAGAUAUGUUUUAUAUAUAUUGAUAUAAUAUUACAGAUAUUAUAUCACAUAAACGAAAAAGCUGAGAUAUGUAGUUUGAUAAAUAAGCAUUAAAUAAGUUCACAAUUCUUUUUUGUACUGAAAGAUACUCAUAACAACUUGCAGUCUCUCAUGCACGGUUUAAGAGCAGACCACAAAUCUCUUGGAGGACUCGGUACGAGUCGAUGGUUGGAAGCACUUUGGGAACCAAGUGCUGGUUUAUUUGCUUUGCCAGGUGGGCUUGAUAUGUUGGAUGUAAGUGGUGAUGGAGAUGCUAGGCUUAUUUGUGCUGAUCUAGGACCAAUAGGAAAUGACUUGACAAAGAUACGAGUGUAUAAAGGAGGUGAUCAAGUAACCGAACAUAACAUGAUAGAUCCACCUUGUGGUGUGGUUGGUUUUUAUACAGAAAACGGAGAAAUUCGCUCAUCUGUAAUGGCUGUAGGAGCUGGGGCCAGUGUAUAUAUUUUUAAAAACAUGAGACCCUUUUUUAAGUAUUGUCUGCCACACAUUGAUGCUCAUCCAAAAGAACGAGAGAUUUGGCAUAAAUGUGGAUUGGACGAGGAAUUGAAUGUGCUUACGCUGGCGGACGAUUUGGAGCUAUUGCUAAAAGAACUUGGAGCAUCAUUUCUUUCACCUCGCACAUUAAAAUUUCUGUCUAUGGACAGUAAUUUACGAUUGAGCUUCGCGGAGCAGUAUAGAAGAAUUCCGCUUGUCAAAGCCAAUGCCCUAACAGCAAUUGCAAUCAUCCGGAGGGAUUCGUGGAACGACCCUGCCAGUAGUUGUUUAAUAUUAGGAACCGAGGCUGGCGAAAUUCUCAUCUUAGAUCCCAGAGCAUUUUCAAUUAUGGAUAAACAUCAAUUGGAGUGGCCACCAGUGGCAUUUGCCAGUUGUGGUUUAUGGACUGGCGAUGGUCGCAUAAUGGUCAUUGGAAGAGAUGGAAAAAUAGGAGCGAUUAGGAGGGGAAGUCCUGUGAAACUUUGGGAAACAUUGCCAGCGCCAGCAGUAGCUAUUUCCGUUCUUACUUCUGAAGGUGCGGCAGUAGCUGUUAUGGAUGGUACUUUAGUAGGAUUUUCAAAAAGGGGGAUAAAAUUAUGGUACAUCAAUAUUCCUGGCAUAAUAUUAGAUUUAGUGAGUUUACCAGUACCGCAAAGCGGACUGUCUUUAUUAGCUGUAAGCACAGCAGGCUAUGGAGUGCGCAUUUAUGACGGAAAACAUCACGUGGAUACAGUGAAGAUUAUGGAACCUGUAUCCGCUCUUAAGUAUGGACGAAUGGGACAAGAAGAACGAACAAUAGCUAUGAUUACUGUCGGCGGUGGCUUAUGUAUGAAGAUUUUAAAACGCACUGCUGAUUUCAAUGUGAACAAUUCAAUAUCGAAUUCGUUAUCAUGCAAUACAUCGAAGUUCUCGAUACCGAAGAAAACACGAUUAUUCGUCGAUCAAACGAUAAGGGAGAGGGCCGAGGCGAAAAAAAUUCAUAACACCUUUCAGCAAGGCUUUCUUCGUUUACGCUUAACAACCGCUAAACGAGCAUUCGAAAAUUUAAGCGAAAAUCAAGCAGCAGGACCGAAUCCUAUUACAUUAGAGGCAAAUGUCCUCGGUUUGGGUCCCAAUUACAUGAUUCGCAUUCUAGUGACAAAUAUCUCUGAAGGUUUAUCCUACACAGAAUUAUAUAUUCUUUGCAGAUCCGAGGAUACCGAUGUGAAUCCUUGUGUGAUAAACUUGCCUUUGCUACCGAGUGCUAUACCCAUACCUUUAACCGUUAGCGCAAACUUAAGAGGUCAAAUAUCGGGGAAGAUUAAAAUAUUACUGUGCAAGAAAUCAAAUCCAAAACCUUUAGGGAUAACGACUGUAAUAUUGCCAGCUGCUGAGGAAGAUUUUGAAAUCUGAAGAAUACAUUUAUCUAAAUUUUUUAAAUGAAAAUUAUGUCAUUCUAUGUUAGAUUUAUCACUUUUUAGAAUAGAAAAUUUGUCUUUGAUGCCUUUGGUUGCAUGUCCAUAUCAAUGAUCCAUACUGAUCUAUACAUGAUUUAAAAACUUUAGAAAUACCAAUAAAAAAUAAAUCUUAUUAUUUUCUU